Molecule: messenger RNA, 767 nt
Organism: Bombus huntii
Lineage: Eukaryota; Metazoa; Arthropoda; Insecta; Hymenoptera; Apidae
Product: cytochrome b5-like
Exons: 4
Coding region: 139-498 (119 amino acids)
Cellular component (GO): membrane; intracellular membrane-bounded organelle
Molecular function (GO): heme binding
Source: RefSeq, a predicted model, not a curated record
AUUCAAAAUAAAUCGCGCUAACUGAUAUUCCUCCAUUCAACAGUCGAGGUUGGAAGAGGAUGGAUCUCUCUGAAAUUGUUUAAUUAAAUUCAUUAGACAAGAAAACUUUGAAACCUAUUUCUUUAUUUCUUAUAAAAAAUGAACGAAUUACCAAGAUAUUCGUUGAAAGAAGUGGCGAAACACGAUGGAAAAAACGAAGGGAGCCUCUGGAUCGUCAUUAAUGAUAUGGUAUAUGACGUGACCGAUUACAAACAUAAGCAUCCUGGCGGAAAAGAGUUAUUGGAAGAGUAUGCAGGACAAGAUGCAACAUGUGCAUUCGACGAAUUUGGACAUUCUUUAGAUGCAAAACGUAUGUUGAAGACGUUGCUUGUGGGUGAAUUAGUGGAGGAAGAUAAAAUAAGUAAUAGAAGGAAAGAGAAUAAGAUCUCCACUAAAAUGGAAACGCAGAGAAACAGGAGAGGGUUUUUAUCAGUAUUAUGUUUCAAAUGUAUAACGUGACACAAGGAAAUAACUGGAAAAAUCCAUUCCUGAUUAAAUUACAUUAAUUUAUUUUAUUCCUUUUUAUACUACCAAUAUACAUAUAGAGCUAAUUAUAAAUUGCUAUGUAGAGAAAGAAUUAUUAUUUUUUUUAAUUAUCACGUACAAGUUUGUUUAAAAAAAUCGCCUCUUAAAGCUUCUAUUCGAUGCGAAAGUCGAGAGAAUCGAAAGUACAUACGUUGGCAGCAUGCUAAGUGUAUACGAAUAAAAAACAUGAAUCAAUCAAUGAA